This is a messenger RNA of Botrytis fragariae, 1368 nucleotides long. RefSeq lists its product as uncharacterized. The transcript has a single exon. Bases 1 to 1368 code for a protein of 455 amino acids. NCBI's taxonomy places the organism in Eukaryota, Fungi, Ascomycota, Leotiomycetes, Helotiales, Sclerotiniaceae. The record is from RefSeq and is a predicted model, not a curated record.
AUGUUAUCGAACAAGUCGGAGAAGGAAGAGUCUCCCUUCCAACCUCUACCCCCACUCUCCCAACGUCCAGAAUGGGGUAUGCUAUUGCCUGAAAGCUCUCCCCCAGGCUCGAUUGCCCGUCCUUUCUGUUUCUCUGCAUCUUAUGUCAGAGACAGUUCUCCUGUUGCUCAUGAUCGUUCUCCAGCUUCUGGUUCUGAUGCGCCUAAUUUGGUGGUCUCUGAUCGUGCUGAACCUGAUCAUGGUCAUUCAGCCUCUGGCCGUUUUCUCUAUGGACCAUUACGGGUUGGAAAUCCUCUUCGUGGUCGUCCACCCAAUCCACAUGAUCCGUACGAUAUGAACAAAUAUCACGCUAUCAAUGAGACUGCUCGUACAUCUUACCCUGUCGAUAGCGAUACCACCAUGAACAAUGGUCCUGCCAGCAAUCCUCCUCCAUAUAACUCUAGCUUCGUAAACGGUGCCCGCGGUGACAGUCCUCAUUACUCUCUCCGUCCCCGGCCCUUGGAAUGGAACCCAGCUUUUACAAAGGAUCAAACCUACCCUUCCUCAAUCGUACUACGACGCCAACUAAUUGCUUCUCCUAUUCCUGCUUCUACUACAGCUAUUGCGGGCAUUCCAGCUACUCACAUAGCUGUAGCUCCAGCUCCAGUUCCAGCUCCUGCAACUACUCGAGCUGCUCCAGUCACUCGAUCCACUCGAUUUCGAGCCAGUAAACAACUCGCCUCGGCUACCAACUCUCAAGCCACUAAAGCCACUCAAUCUACUCGAUCAUCUCGACCUCGAGCCAAGAAACAACCCACCUCAGCCUCUAAUUCUCGGGGCAAAAAACCCCCCGCUUCGGCUGCCAAAUCAGCUCAAAAGGAACAAAAGCAGAAUGAACCAUGGCAUGAUCGACUUGAGUACGGGAUCGACCGCCGUCCAAUGAAAGAGUCAGAACUCGCACAGGUCCGUCCUGGUUAUGGCACUCUUAUCCCCCGCAAAGAUUGUUUCAAAAACGCUCCUCCGGGUAGCGAGAAACCCGUCGAGUGCGGCAUGACAGAAUCGGAACUUGUUUGGACUCUCAGAGGAGCUAGAGGUGAUAAGCAACGUAGAUUUUAUAACAAACAUGCUACUGUACCAUUGAAAGACAGACUUAGAGCGACUGCGAGAUUGGAGGCAAGGCUUAAUAAGCAGAGGGAGGAAGGGAGACUUGCGGGCUAUCCGGCUACGAUGGCCAUAGAUGAUAGAUUCCCGAUCGUGGCUCCUGCUCCAGCUAUUACUCCAGCUGCUACUCCUGUUGCUUCCCCUGUUGUUGCCCUCGAAGUUGCUCCAGUCGUUGCUGGUAAUGCUGCAGAGUCCACUGAGGACCAAGAAAUGGCCGAUGACGAUUGA